UUUAAACGUAUGAUGCAGAUGUGGCCUUUAUCCUGCCACAACUCUUUCAUACUUGUGGCUUUGGAAGAUACAAGUUAAGUUGCAGAGUGGGUAUCUGGGCAGAGAGUACUUUCACAUGCUCUCUGUCCUUCAUCCCUUAAGUACUUACUUCAUUAUUCGGCUCUCCCAAGAAACAUAAAAUGUGAACUUAUUUCCUCUAGCUAUAAAUUACAUAUUCGAGUUGCAGCCACUCUUAUGCACCUUAACAUCAAAAGAGCAGAGAAAUCUCCUAUCUUGCAGGCCAAUUCUGGAUACAAGGAUACAUUUUUAUCACACUUGAUAUUUAAAUGACUAGAUAAAAUUUGGCUGAGAGCAUUUUAUCACUUUAUAAGUCAGAUUCUGAACGUUUACCACAUUUAUCACACAUGCGCCUUCUCCUGAGUUAAUCAUUUUAUUCUGCUGUAUUCUUCCUAAUACUCUUUCUAUGCUCCUGCUCAUUAAUGUUCAGUGACUUCAAAGUGUGAGAGUUAAUUGCUCUUAGGGGAUGGGCAAUACUCCCCCCUUUUCUGCAUGCUUAAAAAAAAAAGAAAUCACACAGUUGACAGUCCUGGUAUAAUUUCAGAAUGCCAUUUUCUUUUGUGCUUUUCCAUCAAAUAUCUAAUUUUUGCAUUUUUCUUUCCCCCCUGUGCUUCAUUUGUCCGCCCCUCUGUCUAUUCCUGCAAUACGGUCAGUUUGCUUCAUUGUCUGUUUCUUUUUCUGCUGUAGCUAGCUUGAUACUUUACAUCCCAAAUGAGGAGCAUUUGUCCCUCCAGAUGUUGCCAGACUACAACUCUUAUCAUCUCAUGUUUCAAUCCUUUUUAAUAUUUUAUUUUUAAAUUGUUGUAGCCCACCUGGGCCUCAACAUGGAGAAAUCAAAUAAAUAAUAAUGUUGAUAUGUGGAAAAGAUAACCAGAAAUGCAAUCUGUUGGGAGGAGACUUUAAUCCACAAAUUAGUUAAACUUGGUGUCCUUAGAUUCAACUAUUGGCUCCAUUCCUCAAUGGCUGUAUUUGCAUAUCACUGUAAACUAUGGUUAAUGGUUUGACAAACAAAUUUCAUCGUGAAGCCAGGUAUUGGUUGCUGCCUUGCCAAUUAUGGUUUGAGUGAAACAAACCACAAUUCUCAGUUCAUGCAUAAGACUAAGUCAGAGAUUUUGGCUUGUUGAUCACACACGGAAAAAAUGAAAGUGCAUGUGAUAUCAACAUUAUUGAUAGCAAAAUGGGUGGCUUUUCCUACAGCCUUGGCAGGUGCAUCUAUUGUACAUGCUGCAUCUGAAGAGGAACCAGAAUCUCGUCGCAUGAAGGCACAUCAGCUUCCUAUUUAUAAUGCACCACCUCUUAAUUCAAGAUACAUUGAUGAAAAGCCUGGCCGCUUGCAAAGUAGGAUUUCAUCAGUAAGAAACACAACAAGUUACUAUGUCAAUGGGUGCAAGGAUGCUUAUCUCUUUGUCAAAAAUGGGAUAAUAUCAUCUGUACAGUUUGGAAAAGAUGCCUAUGUUUACCUGAAGAAUCCACCUCCAGAAUUCCUUCCUAAAGUUGGUGUGAUUACAGUUUCAGGACUGACUGGGCUAGUCCUUGCAAGAAAAGGAUCUAGAUUUAAGAAGAUUUGCUAUCCCUUUGGACUCUGCACAUUGGGCAUAUCUGUUUGCUAUCCAGCUCAGUCAGUAAUUAUUGCAAAGGUAAUAGGUGGAAAGGCCUAUGCUGCAAGCCAGAAAACCUAUGAAGCAAUAGGACCGCUAUGGACCAAAAAGUCCACUACGGAAGUUCUACUCACCCAGGAUAAAGAUACUCAGCAAGUACUUGGAGCAGUUCCAGGAACAGACCAUAUUGUCUCAGAAGCUCGGAAGAUAGCCCUUGAAUCAGAAGAAAAGGUGAAAUCAUCACAAAUGCAAUUUCAUGCAGAGAAGACACUUCCACAGACAGAUUCUGUUCCUUUGAUAGCUGAAGCGAAACCACCAAGUGUGAGAUCAGAUGUGAUGAAGGCAACAAAGUUUAAACCAGACCCCAGCCUCAUGGACCAUGGCCAGUCCAGCCCAGAAGAUGUGGAUAUGUACAGUACCAGAAGCUAACAGAGCACAAACUCCCAAAAAUUUUGGAUUACAAUAAUGAUGGGACAUUAAAAUGGGGAACGUUGUGAUCUAUAUGGUGGUAUUUGAUCAGGUAAUUCUUCAACCUGAUCUUUAACUGCACAGCCAGUUCACUCACCCUUCCUUUCCACUUAUCAUUUUUUCCCCUAUUACUUAUUGCUACAAGUGUUCUUUUAAUUUUUGGAAAUCACGAGACAGCCAAAGGGUUUCAGAUGAGAUUGUCAUUGUGAAGCUGGCUAUUAAUGUAAAUCACUUGGAGAAACAGAUUUCUGUGCCACUCCUGCACAGAUAAUGAAGUGAUAAUGAAAAGAGAAAUAUUUAAACUUCUUUUCCUUGGGCUUAUCUUUAGUCCAGGAGAUGUGGCUGCUCAACACUGUAGCACUUUGCUAAUAUGCUGGCCUUUAACAACUUGCUGUCAUUGAGAAAAAGGGGGAAACAUAUUGAUAAUUAUAGUUUAUGGAUAUAUAGGUAUAUAUAUAAUUAAAAAUGCAUUUCCCAAACUGCUUGCUGUGGAGGUGUUUUGGUAGCUUCAUACAGGACAUGAAUUUUCAUCUGCUUUCUACAGUCCUUGUGUAGUGGCGAAGCGGGAAUUUGCAUAUAAACCCAGCAGAUGAUACCGAGGCUAUGUUCGCAGUUGUGAACGCAGGUAUCUUCCUAUUUCUCCACUUCCAGCCUCUGGGGCUGAUUAGUCCUGUCAGGUUUUUUAUUUGACCUCAAUUCCACUUUGGCCAAGUCACAUCCAUCUACUCUAUUCCUGAUACAAAAUCGGAUGAAGUUGUGCCUGAGCCAAAAAGAUCUACCAAAGAGAGCCAGCCAAAAAAGGCAUACAGGAUUAAACAACAGGGUGCUUCUGAGCACAUUCUGAGCCAACACAUUUGUUUUUCAUACUAAAACUGAAGUGAGCGCACAAUCCUUUCACACACAAUGCCACUCCUGGUUAGCUUUCUGCAAUGCAACAGCCUAACUUGGGGUGUCAUUUUGUCAUUGCUAUAGUUAAAAUAGUUGCUGAAACUCUAGCUGAUCUACUGAAAAGUCACUCUGGGGUCUACUAGUAGAUACUGAUCUACUUUCUGCCGCCCCCUGCUUUAUGUGGGUACUGGGACGUUGCCUUGGUUCUCCAGUAUUGGUGAUAUAGCAACAAGCCAUGUGACACAAAUGUCAUGAUACUGCUUUGGGUAAGGGUAGGAAAAGUGCAAGACCACAGGAACAUAGGAAGCUGAGUCAGACAAUAUGGUCUCUCUGGUUCAGAUUGUGUACUCUGGUUGGCAAAAGCUAUCCAGGUUUCAGACAAGUGUGUUUUCCCAGCCCUACCCAGAAAAACUGGUGAUUGAAUCUCUGGCUGUAUGCAAAGCCUGUGAUUUUAAUGGUAAUACCUAAAAUAGGUACAGUUUUUUAAAGUGUAUCAUGCAUUCUCUAGUUGUAACCUUUAUAAACAGGCAAGACACUGGAAAUCGGGGGACUGAGGCUGAGAGAGAAUGGUUUGUCUAAGGCAGCCUUUCCCAGCUUGGCAUCCUCUGACUUGGAGGCACCAGGAAUCGAGUCUGGGACUUUCUGCAUGCAAGGCAGGUGCUCUUUCCCACAAAGUCCUGUUCUUCCUUCUGGGCACAAGCUUGUACAUGCUCUAAUACACUAGGGCACCAGCUAUUUUUGUAUUUGAAGAAAAGCAAGAGGUUUCCUGGCCAGGCCAGUACAUUAUGUCCCACCUGUGUUCUUUCUCCAUAUGAGUCACCAGUUGAGUAUACCUUUGCUUAAACUGAUCCGUAAGAUUCAGGCUGCAUUUGAAGUGUUGUACAUCCAUGUGAAGAAAAAGUAAAGCAAUUUAUCAAAGUCA
Podarcis muralis (Common wall lizard) is the source of this 3933-nucleotide messenger RNA. It is a transcript of the gene APOOL, whose product is annotated as apolipoprotein O like. Gene Ontology annotation, cellular component: MICOS complex. The record is from RefSeq and is a predicted model, not a curated record. Gene Ontology annotation, biological process: cristae formation. NCBI's taxonomy places the organism in Eukaryota, Metazoa, Chordata, Lepidosauria, Squamata, Lacertidae.